Messenger RNA from Leishmania mexicana MHOM/GT/2001/U1103, 315 nucleotides. RefSeq lists its product as hypothetical. The transcript has a single exon. The record is from RefSeq and is a predicted model, not a curated record. Bases 1 to 315 code for a protein of 104 amino acids. Lineage: Eukaryota; Euglenozoa; Kinetoplastea; Trypanosomatida; Trypanosomatidae.
AUGAUGCUCCGCCGUGUUGCCGCGAAGACGACGAUGGCGGCUGCUGCGCCUCUGCUCUCCAGCACUCGCGCCUACAACAUGUUCGUCUUCAAGGACCCCGUUCGUCGCCCACAGCUGUCGCCGGAGGAGCGCGCCAAGGUAAAGAUCAACUACGCCGAGUGGCCCGAGGAGUUCCGUGACUACGACCCGGAAGAUCCGUACAAAAACGCGCCCGAGAUCAUUGAGGGGCUCAGUAGCUGGAACCUCUUCCUGUGGGGUGUCGAGUGUGCCUUCAUCUACCAGUUCUACGAGGUGGUCUUCCCCAAAAGCAUCUAA